GUUACGUCGUGACGUCUUCCGCAGAUUGAACAAACCGAGGGGCACCGAGCGAAAGGAACCGCCGGUAGACGAGCUGGGGGGAAAAUAAAAAAAAGAGGGAGGGAGAGAGAGAGAGACAGACAGACAGUUUGAUUCCCCGAAUAAAUUAUUGUAUUGCUUCAGUCUGACCAGUGACCGCCAAAUUAGUCGAGUCUUACGAGCUUACAGAAGAUGGCUGUGAACGUCUAUUCAACUUCAGUAACCAGUGACAAUUUAAGUCGACAUGACAUGCUGGCAUGGAUAAAUGAAUCUUUAAAAAUAAACCUUACAAAGAUUGAACUGCUGUGUUCAGGUGGUGCGUACUGCCAAUUCAUGGACAUGCUGUUCCCUGGUUGUGUGCCUUUGAAGAAAGUGAAAUUCCAAGCCAAACUAGAACAUGAAUUCAUUCACAAUUUUAAGCUGUUACAAGCAAGCUUCAAGAAAAUGGGGGUUGACAAAAUUAUUCCUGUUGACAAGUUAAUAAAAGGAAAGUUUCAGGACAAUUUUGAAUUUGUUCAGUGGUUUAAGAAAUUCUUUGAUGCCAACUACGACGGGAAAGACUAUGACCCAGUAGCUGCACGCCAAGGACAGGAGACCAUGCCUUUGCCCAACCCCUCCACUCCUGCUCUCAACAAGCCCAAGAAAAUCCCCAGCACUGGGAGUGCAGCCCCUCAGAGACCAGCUGCAGUAGCAAAGCCAGCUCCUAAAGUUGCUUCAGUGGGAGCGCGGAGACCUGCCGGCGCAGGAAACGGCGAUGAGGAGAAGGCUGAGCUCGUUCAGGAGGUUAACUUAUUAAAACUCACAAUUGAAGACAUGGAGAAAGAGAGGGAUUUUUACUUCGGCAAACUGAGGAAUAUUGAACUGAUCUGUCAAGAGAAGGAGGGGGAAAAUGACCCAACAUUGCAAAGGAUUGUUGACAUCCUUUAUGCCACAGACGAGGGCUUUGUUAUCCCAGAUGCGGAAUCUCAGGAACAAGAGGAAUACUAACAUUCCAGGCUGGAUGAAACUUCUACAGUACCUGUACUCCCCUACACAUCAUGUUAUGCAUUUAGUUGAGAAUGAACUAUAUAUGAAAAUUUGUCGGCAAAAACUAAUUGAAGUACCUCUUUUGACCCUUGACGUGUAUAAAUGCAGAAUUCCAAAAGCAGAACUGUUCGUUUCAGAGUGGAGAAAAAAGCAACGCAGAUCCGUCUUCAGACUUGGCUUCCCGUUGUUUUGCUUUUAGGGAAGUUCAGAGGUGUCCAGCGCCUUCCGUGUUUGUCUUCUGUUUUGUUUUUCUGUAAGCUCUGUCACCUUUUCACUGUUGUGGUUUUGUAAAAGUCACUAAAGUUUUCUGAUUUUUUUGGAUUAUUAAAUGUUGCUGAAAUUUAAGAAGUUUUUUAAUUAUUCUAUUACAUAUCGGAACAGAAUAUCACGUUCAGGGGUUUAAUGGAAACGAAAGACUGGGCACCAGACACAAUUUGAAUAUGUAUCAAUAUCUGGUGUUCUGUCUUGAAAGGAAAAGUGCGUUUUAUUGCGGUUCUGUGAUGUGUUUUUCAACACUUGAGUUCUCAGUACUGAGACAUGAGGACUACAGUGUAUUUGUCUUGGUGUGGUAAAUGAGUUGGUCUUUAUGAAUUGGAAGUCAACAGGGAGUCGUUGGUUGUAUACCAGUGACUGAGUGCCAUUUGUUUAAUUUUUUUAUAUUCUAUACAAUACCUACUCUAGCAUUGUGGAUUAGAUAUUUUGGCAAUUCUGAAAACUGUUACAUUAUUGCACACACAAUGAAAUUGACACUGUUUCUAUUAAUGUUUUUAUUUAAAUAAGAGUUUAAAUAGUUUGUAUCCAAUGUCUUUUAUUAAAGCUCUCACAGGGUCCCUUAUCCAGGUUCACUUAAAUUCUGCUAUUCUGUGUGAGGGAAAAAACGUUAAACUUUAAUUGUGAACUGGUUUAUUUUCUAUUUUUAAUACGUUUUUAUUCCUGAUAAAGGUUCUCAAGAUUUUUUUUUAUAAAAUGAAUGUUUUUCCUGCAGCACAUUUCAGGUAUAAUGAAGUUCUGCCUCUUUAAAUUUUACAACCUUUUAAAGAAAUCUGCAGGAAGUCUGGUGUAAGUGAUUGGCUUUUUAGAUUGUGAAGACGCCUAACAGGAAGUAAUGCAAAGUUUCCGCAUAAGGUUAUGAUGGAGAAAAAUGUUUCAAAUUCUCACACAUAAAAUUGGCGAGAAAGAAAUCCAGUACAUUUAUGUUUUUGGGUAUGUUCUUCUGGGUUGCACCACAAAAUCACAGCUUCAUUUUAGUUCACCAAGUGUGUGGUUUUAUAGUGGCAACAACAUCAGUUUCGGAGGCUGUGACCUUCCAGGUAAUCUCUAGAUUACUUUGAUCAAUACCUUGGCAGCAGACUGCAUGAAAUGAGGCCCGUUUGUGUGAAACGGUUAAAAAAUGUGCAACGAAUCUGUAAGCUUUUACUAUGAUUGCAGUACAUUCUGACAUCAUCUGCUUUCAGAAUAAUGGGGUUUCCUAAGAGAUCUUGCCUGUUAUUCAUUCCUGAAUUGUCAAUUCUUAAAAGUCUGUUUCACAACUUUUUGAAGACUGCACUGUGCAGUUUAAUUUCUGAUUAAAUUUAAUAUUAAUCUGGGGGAGAUAAUGUGAGGGAUUUGUUUCCCCUUUUCUAACACUUUGAAUCCAUGGAUGAAUUGUCUAGCUGAAAUACCAGUUACUGCUCAUCUUCAUAAACAAGCAAAGGGAUGUGUAUGUAUUGUUGGUCUACUUAUUUUUUGCACUGAGUCAAGAAGCUCACCACUAUGAUGAAAAUCAAGGACUUUUUUUUUAGAAAUGGCACCUUCUGAAGACCAUGGGGUAAAUGAUCUUUUCAGCAAGAUAAUGGUGAAGGAAUGUUUUUGUCUUGUUAAGUCCAGAAUAUAGUAAAUGCAUUGUCAGAAUUAUGUAAAUAUAAAUCUGUCACUGGAGUACGUCUCCAUUUCUGAAUAUUUUUCUGUGCCAAUGUCUUCGGACUUCUGUUUCAAGUUGGUUAUGGUUUCAUCGCAUCAGUUUUAGACAGUUUUUAUUUGGAAGCAUGUGUGAAGGUGGAAUAAGGAAAGACUGUAAGUAGAACUUUAGAAGUUGCCAAAAACAUACAGUAACCAGCCAUUGUUGGGAUGGGAGUGAAUGCAAUGGUGCUAUUUCUAAUUCCUCUUGUGGCCUUUAUGGUUUGUUGUCCUAAGAUUCUUGUACACUGUGGACCAUGUACCACUAUUGGUCUGUCUCUGCAGGGCGUUCUUCUUUUACCAAUUUGCUGAAGUCGGUUUCUUACGAACAAUAAAACUAUUUCCACACUGUU
Lepisosteus oculatus (spotted gar) is the source of this 3332-nucleotide messenger RNA. It is a transcript of the gene mapre1b, whose product is annotated as microtubule-associated protein, RP/EB family, member 1b. Gene Ontology annotation, cellular component: spindle midzone; microtubule organizing center; microtubule plus-end. Gene Ontology annotation, molecular function: microtubule plus-end binding. Gene Ontology annotation, biological process: protein localization to microtubule; spindle assembly; regulation of microtubule polymerization or depolymerization. NCBI's taxonomy places the organism in Eukaryota, Metazoa, Chordata, Actinopteri, Semionotiformes, Lepisosteidae. The record is from RefSeq and is a predicted model, not a curated record.